Oncorhynchus keta (chum salmon) is the source of this 5963-nucleotide messenger RNA. RefSeq names its product carboxyl-terminal PDZ ligand of neuronal nitric oxide synthase protein. Lineage: Eukaryota; Metazoa; Chordata; Actinopteri; Salmoniformes; Salmonidae. The transcript has 12 exons. The coding region runs from base 554 to 2836 and encodes 760 amino acids. Gene Ontology annotation, molecular function: nitric-oxide synthase binding. The record is from RefSeq and is a predicted model, not a curated record.
CUUUCCUGGGGCUGAGUUCGAGCGUUUCUCCCUCCUACUAUUCCAUGAUGUAACUCUGUUCCAAUGAAAACAGGUGGAAUUCCCAGAUUCCUCCAAUCCCGAUCUGCCUUGAGAAUCCGUGGGAGAGAGUGAAGAGGCAGGUCAUGGCGCUGUAGUGAAGUUCGGCAGGGGAAAUUCGGCAAGACCAGAAAAGCACAAUUUUGGACUAUUGUGUAUAGUGUUUUUGGUUAUAAAUGCUUUUACGUUGUUGGAAGUAACCUUGGGCUACUUAUUUUUGGAAGUGAGUUGAUUCGCAAGAGAGCGACGAUUGUUUUUUUAUCAGAACGGGAAGCCAGCCUACUUGCGUGAGCAAUAGAUACAAAGUUAACGUUCGUUUCACCUAGCCCACUGGAUAUACUAGUGUGACACACAGGUGUGGGACGAGUUCAGUUGCUACGAUGGACCACUGGGAUUAAGGAAUUUGGGACUCCUGAUUUUUGUCUGGCAGCGUUUUGGAUUAACAAGUAACGUUAAAUUCCUUUCCGUGUGUUGCGAAAACGGAAAUUCGGCAGUCAUGCCAGCGAAAACAAAGUACAAUCUUGUUGACGAUGGCCAUGAUUUGAGAAUUCCAUUGCAUAACGAGGAAGCAUUCCAACAUGGGAUCAACUUCGAAGCCAAGUACAUCGGCAGUCUGGACGUGGCGCGGCCGAACAGCAGAGUGGAGAUCGUGGCUGCUAUGAGAAGAAUACGGUAUGAAUUCAAAGUGAAGAACAUCAAGAAGAAGAAGGUCAACAUCAUUGUCUCAGUGGAUGGAGUGAAGGUGGCACUCAGAAAAAAGUUAAAAAAGAAGGAGUGGACGUGGGAUGAGAGUAAGAUGAUGGUGAUGCAGGAUCCCAUUUACAGGAUCUUCUAUGUGUCUCAUGACUCCCAGGACCUGAAGAUCUUCAGCUACAUCGCCAGAGACGGACAGAGUAACAUCUUCCGUUGUAACGUCUUCAAGUCCAAGAAGAAGUCCCAGGCCAUGCGUAUCGUGCGGACAGUGGGCCAGGCAUUCGAGGUGUGUCAUAAACUCAGCUUGCAACACACACACCAGAACGCAGAUGGACAGGAGGACGCAAACAAUGACAAGACCUGCAACGAGGAGUCCACGCUCUCAGCUCGGGAGUUAACGGGAGCGGAGAAGUCGGCGGUUGCUGUGGAGACAGACAUCGAUGCGGAGGAGGCUCCCUUACCAUUACCGGACAGUACGGUUGAGGAGUUUAACCGCGGUGUCACUGACCUGGACGGAGUGGAUGCUACCGCCAAGACUGACCACACACACUUCAACAAUAUUGACAACGACAAGAAGGUUCCAGAGGAGGCCUCUCUGCUGCUUGCGUCCCCCAGGAUGCUGCUGCCGUCAUCGGGUACUCUGCCUCCCACCACCCCCCUGUCAGUCCACCACCAGAUCCAACUGCUACAGCAACAACUACAGCAACAACAGCAACAGACACAUGUAGCCGUGGCACAGGUGCACCUGUUGAAGGACCAACUGAGUGCGGAGGCUACAGCCAGACUGGAGGCCCAGGCCAGAGUGCACCAGCUGCUGCUCCAGAACAAGGACCUGCUGCAGCACAUCUCCCUACUGGUCAAACAGAUCCAGGAGCUGGAGGUCAAAAUGUCAGGACCCUGCUCUAUGGGUUCCCAGGAUAGUCUGUUGGAGAUCACUUUCCGUUCCACCGUCCCCCCAGUUUUGUGUGACCCUACGACCCCGCGACCCCAGGACCAUGUCAACCUCACCCUGCCAGCGCUGGGCAUCAACAUGGGCAUGGGCCAGGAUGGGACGGCCGCCUCACUUUCCUCCUCCUCCCUGCCCCUAGGCAACCACCUAGUUGACCAGAGUAUGUUUGAGAACUCCAACGCCUCCAGAGCUCCAGGCCAGGGGCUCCAGGCCUCCAGGUUGACUCAGGCCUCGGCCCGUCGCUCCCUGGUCACUGCUAACCCUGCCCUGGGUAGCAGCCCUGCAGAGGCCCCCUCCUCCACCGCUGUCGCUGGAGGUCAGCAGAGGCUGAAGAACGCCCUGAACCUGGGAAAGGUGGUGGGGGCAAAGGUCAAUGACCUGCUGCGGAGGAAGGAGCCCAGUCUUCUAGGAGACAUUGGGGUCACAGAGGUCAACAAGAACGUAGGAGCAGUCUGGAGCAAUAUGGAGGAGAUGACCCUGGGGACUACCGCCAAUAGUCAUACCUCUCUGGACUCCUUCCCUCGUCUGGACCCCCCUCCCCCCGGUAAGAAGCGUCUUCCUCGCGCCCUGAAGACCACCCAGGACAUGAUGAUCUCAUCUGACCCUGUCGUCACCACUCCCCCUGAGACCCCUGAUCACUCCCUCUCCUCCCCUGACAAGAACCCCCUCAUUAGCAAGGAGCAUACCCCACCCCAGGGAGAGAGGGAUGGAGAGAAUGAUGGAGGGAGAGACGGAUUCACCGGACUGACUGGCUCUCUGGACAGCGAGAAGAAAGAGGAGGAUGAGGUGGUGGAGAUGGAGAGAAAUGGAAGUAGUAAGAUGGAUGGAGUGGAAGGGGAUGAGACGGAAGAGAGGAGAGAGCCAGAGAAGACCCAGAUUCAGCUCCAGCUCUCUGUCCCAGACCUCAUCCAUAAGGACCACCCGGACCCCCACAGGUCGAAGACGUCUGAGCCCAGGCAGAAGGCACCGGGAGUGGACACGAGGCUGGCCUCCACCCCUCUGAAGGCUCCAUACAGGAUCAGUCUGAGUGUGAGUGAGGAUGGGCUGAUGGAGAAUGGCUCCCUCUGUAUGAGAGGAUCAGCAGUUACAGACACAGAGGAGCUUGAACAACACCCCGACCUGCUCUCCUUUGAGUAGAGACACACAUAAACACACACACACCACAUACAUACAAACAUACACACAUACAUAGAUACAUACACACAGACAGUGAUGUGGUGAGGACUUGGCAGAGGGAGAGAAGACAGAAAUUGUUUGUGCGAGAAAAUAAGAGGGAGAGAGGAUGUUUUUGACUAGACCCUAGACUUGGGUUAGGGCACAGGGAUAUAGAUUGUGAUGUUGUGUGUUUGUAUGUGAGUGGGAGUUGGAUAUAGUGGUAGAGGAUUGUAUUAAGGAAGGGUAUGUGUGAGAGAGGUAGAGAGAACAAGACAGACCGGGAAAGAGUAUCUAUUUUAGCAUCAUGAAGGGACAGACCACAGUGGCUUAGAAUCUUAGAACCAAAACCUCCUGGUCUGCCAAACAUUGUUUUAUAACCUUGUUUUAAGUCAUGUUUUAUAGUGUUAAUCUUAGAAGAUAAUGCUGAAGGAAGAUUUAUACCCAAGGAUUCUAGAUAUCUAGAUUUCAAAUAAAUAAUUUGGAAUGUCAUAGUACCCUUUCAUGCUGAGACAGAAUGUAUUUUUUAUGAUCUUUCAUAAUUGUUGCCCCUCAGAAAAUGUCAAACCGUCAGCGCUAAAUAUGAAAACAAAAGUGAACAUAACCAGUAGCAUAACACAGUUUUGCGGGGCCACCUCGCAAGGUCUUGCGUGGAUUACGGGGGUGUCCGGUACGCCGGUGAACACGACAUAAACACUGAUUAAUAUGAUUCAACACCACAAGCUCUUUCUCUGUUUUUAUACGCCCACUGCUGUGUUCCUCAUUGUCACCCUUCAAGUGGAGACAUGUAUUGUGGGAGACGUGCGAUUGGGUUUGUUUCGCCUGUGUAUGUGUCUGGUUUAUGUUUGUUGAUCGACGGUCAUUGUUUUAGUAGUGCCACUCACAGUCCUGUUGUUUUAUUUCCUUUUUAUGUGUCAUCUUUAUUUUGUCAUUUGAUUUGAAGUAGUGGUCAUUCUGCAACAAAAAAAGUUGUAAAAAAUAUAUCACAAACACACACACAGGACACAUAGUAGGACAGAAUGAGGGGAAGGUAAGGCAGGUCUCACCCAGAGGCUUUGUCUGGGGCUGCUAUUCUCACUUACAGGCUCCUCACCACUGUACUCAUCUACCCCUUCUCUUCCCCUCUCAUCCACUCCUUCCUGAGAUGAACAAACAGAUAGAAUCCACUAUCACAGCCCUUUUAUGCUCCUAGCACAGAUUGAGAUUAAUGAGACUUUAACCAGUGUUUCACAAAACUGACCGUAGAUCAGUGUGUCAGGGGAACUACUACUCUAAUAGACAAUGCUUAGUUAUCCUGGGUGGGGUGGUUGUGGAUCUGUGCUUCCAUCAGUCAGCACACAGAAUAUUAGUCUGGACCCAGUAUUUCUGGAAUGUAGUAGCCAGACACUGAGACUGGGGAGAGAGAGAGAGAGAGGGGGGGGCUGCAGGCGACAACAUGAAGAUUGAUACCAUUGGGAGUAUUUACAUCCAGAUUGUUCUUAGCCUAUUGUAUCAACCGAGUGUUUUACAAACCGUCGGUCAUGGGACCUGGCUGAAAACGUCUGUGACUAAAAACAUGGAUUUGUGUGAUUGGAUGUUGGAAAGGCUAUAUGUAUGUCAAUGUGUUAUUAGAUCAUCUGUUUGAUAAGGCAACCUAAUCAUGAUGUAAACUAAAGCAAUAAUUGAUAUAUUUUAAAUGAAUCAAUCAUUGUUUGUAGAGUCUAGACGGGUGUUGGCGUUAUAUUGUUAUUUCUAAAUGAGAACACUAAAGAGGACAGUUGCUUAUAAAGCUACAUUUUACAGCAUCAACACAUAGCUUAUCUGUAUCAAUACUAUGCUGACCACUUAAGUUAUAUCAGAACUUCAAAUGUGAAGGAAAAUACUGUACAUUUGUGGAAAUAUUUUUACUACACCUUUAUAACGUCUGUAUAUGAAAAUCGUUUCACAUCUUAUUAAGAAAUUAAUGAAAGUGAUUUAUUUUGAAAUACAAUUUAGUCAUAAAUCUCGUAGAAAAUGUUUCUAUUUAGCUAGUUGUAAAGAUAUUUGAUUGAAAUGGAAUGAUAUCACAUACUGUGCAUUUGAUUUGUUAUGAUUGAUUUAUUCAUAAUUGUAGUUAUUGUUUUAAGUUUUGUAUUCUACAAGAUGGUCAAUAUAAUUUCACUACUCCGCUGUUGAAUGAAGGAAAGCUAUAAUGAGCAACAAUGAUGUGGAUGUGUGUGACUGUAAGAGAGAGAGAGAAGCUUUGUGGUGUAUUUUGAGAGAUAUAGACAGUUCUGAUGAAGACCUUUCACUGGAACAGUUUUUCUAUUCAUUAUUUGUAAUACAUUUGGGUCACCAUGUGUUACAACAAAUCUGUGAUUUAAAUGGUUGUUUUUGAUUUAUUUAGAUUUUAUUGUUUUAUGAUUCUCUGUUUUUUAACAUUGGGGAAAUAGUUACUCUUGUUACUGGAAAAUAUAAAGUAAAAAAAAUUAAAUAUGACUCCUUGUGCCUGUAACUUAUGGACGAAACGGAGAGAACUUCUCCCUUUUCAGAAGCUUUCCUGUCUAUUUUGGGCCAUACAGAUGUAGAAUCUUAAUUUGAUCACUUUUCUUAUUGCUGGAAAAUGUUGCAGCAUGGCAGGAAAUACAAACUUGUAAUGUUUUCGAGGUUUAAAAAUGCUUCUAACAUUUGUAAUUUUCACUUUAAAAUGGCAGCCUUAAUUUGCCCUAACAAAAAAUAUAGCAACCCCUACAAAAAAUGUUCAUUAAAGAUGCACUAUGCAGAAAUCGCUUCACCAUUUCCUGGUUGCAAAAUUCUAAUUUCAGUUUAUGUGACAAAACAAGUGUCACGCCCUGACCUUAAAGAGACGUUUUAUUUCUCUAUUUGGUUAGGUCAGGGUGUGAUCUGGGGUGGGCAUUCUAUGUUGUCUAUUUCUUUGUUUAUGGCCGAGUAUGGUUCCCAAUCAGAGGCAGCUGUAUAUCGUUGUCUCUGAUUGGAAAUCAUACUUAGGCAGCCCUUUUUCCCACUUUCUGUUGUGGGACCUUUUUUUUGUUAGUUGCUGUGUGAGCGCUACAUUACUUUACGUGUCGUUUAUCUUUCUUGUUUUUUUGUUGGUGUUCAUUUAAUAAAUUUAAAAUGUACGCCUACCACCCUG